UGUCUCUCACUCUUCUCUCAUCUCCCUUCCCCUCUAACCACUUUCCUCCCUUAAUUCCUCUCCCUAUAUUUAUUUUUCUCUUGUUUUCCCAUUCAUUUUACUCUCCAACUAAUUAUACACACUCACCACUUUAAGGUGAAAAAAUGCAGCCGUCCGGUGAUCCAACGCCGGAGAAAGACAAGGCGCAGCCAAAAGUGUCACUGCUGAAGCUCUUCUCAUUCGCAGAUUUCUAUGAUUGCGUUCUCAUGACCCUCGGAUCCAUCGGAGCGUGCAUUCAUGGCGCCUCGGUUCCUAUCUUUUUCAUCUUCUUUGGCAAACUCAUCAAUAUUAUUGGUCUUGCGUAUCUUUUCCCUAAACAAGCCUCUCACAGAGUCGCCAAGUACUCACUGGAUUUUGUAUAUCUAAGUGUGGCUAUACUAUUCUCAUCAUGGUUAGAGGUUGCAUGUUGGAUGCAUACGGGAGAGAGGCAAGCGGCGAAGAUGAGGAGAGCUUAUCUCCGGUCGAUGUUAAGCCAAGACAUAAGCUUAUUCGACACUGAACUAGCUAGCCACAAAACAGUUUGA
Molecule: messenger RNA, 563 nt
Organism: Camelina sativa (false flax)
Lineage: Eukaryota; Viridiplantae; Streptophyta; Magnoliopsida; Brassicales; Brassicaceae
Source: RefSeq, a predicted model, not a curated record